ACACUCAAAUUCCUCAAAACACACACAAAAUCUCCAAUUACCAAUAGCCUUUAACUUUUAGAUUUCUCUCCAUUUGUACACAAUUUUGGCCUAGAACAACAAAAACUUAUGGCUACAUCAUCGGCAAUUUCUUCUGCAAUAUCUCAAAAUAGACCUAGUCGAAAACCCAACAUUACUAAUUGCUCUCUCCACACUCCUUCCACUCUAAAUUUCCCUAAAAAGUCUUCUAAAAUCACUCUCUCCCCACCUUCACCUACUAUUCCCACUCCUACUCCAAAAAAACACAACUCAUUGCCGCCCCGAAAACCAUGGAAUCUCUUACAAAAAGCUGCAUCCUUAGCUUUAGAUGCUGUUGAAAAUGCUCUGAUUUCACAUGAACAGCAACACCCUUUACCUAAAACUUCUGACCCAAGUAUCCAAAUCUCUGGUAAUUUCUCCCCUGUUCAAGAACAACCCGUAGUCCACAAUUUACCCGUCACUGGUGAAAUCCCAGAUAGCAUUCGCGGCGUUUAUCUUCGAAACGGGGCGAACCCGCUUCACGAGCCAGUUGCUGGUCAUCAUUUCUUUGAUGGUGACGGUAUGGUUCAUGCGGUUCGGUUCGAUACGGGAGGGUCAGUAAGUUAUGCCUGCAGGUUCACUGAGACUAAUAGGCUUGUUCAAGAACGUGAACUUGGACGGCCAGUUUUUCCUAAGGCCAUUGGUGAACUUCAUGGACACUCUGGGAUUGCUAGAUUGUUGCUGUUUUACGCUCGUGGAGCUUGCGGCCUGGUCGAUCCGAGCCAUGGCACGGGCGUUGCGAACGCUGGUCUUGUUUAUUUCAAUGGCCGUGUUCUUGCUAUGUCCGAAGAUGACUUGCCUUACCAUGUUCGUGUUCUUCCUUCUGGGGAUUUAGAAACUGUUAUGCGUUACGAUUUUGAUGAGCAGCUUAAUGGUACUAUGAUCGCUCAUCCGAAAAUUGAUCCGGUUUCGGGUGAAUUGUUUGCUCUUAGUUAUGAUGUUGUUCAGAAACCGUAUUUGAAAUACUUCAGAUUCUCUCCUGACGGUAAGAAGUCUCCGGAUGUCGAAAUCGAGCUUGAUCAGCCGACUAUGAUGCAUGAUUUCGCUAUCACGGAGAAUUUUGUUGUUAUUCCUGAUCAACAAGUGGUGUUUAAGUUGCCUGAAAUGAUCCGCGGGGGCUCUCCGGUUGUUUAUGACAAGAACAAGACGUCCAGGUUCGGGAUUCUCGAUAAGAAUGCCGAUAAUGGUUCGGAUAUUAAGUGGAUUGAAGCGCCGGAUUGCUUCUGUUUUCAUCUGUGGAAUGCGUGGGAGGAGCCAGAGACCGACGAGGUUGUCGUGAUUGGAUCUUGUAUGACUCCUCCUGAUUCAAUUUUCAAUGAAUGUGAUGAGAAUUUACAAAGUAUUCUAUCAGAAAUCCGGCUGAAUUUGAAAACUGGCGAGUCAACUCGUCGUGCAAUCAUUUCCGAAGACGAACAAGUUAAUUUAGAAGCAGGUAUGGUGAAUCGUAACUUGCUUGGAAGAAAGACACGGUUCGCGUACUUAGCCCUGGCCGAGCCAUGGCCUAAAGUAUCGGGAUUUGCUAAAGUAGACCUUUCCACUGGAGAAGUACACAAGUACAUCUACGGAGACAACAAAUUCGGCGGUGAGCCUCUGUUUCUCCCGAUCGACGAUGAUGAUAGUCGUAAGAAAGAGGAUUCCGGGUAUAUUUUAUGCUUUGUACAUGACGAAAAUGAAUGCGAAUCCGAGCUACAAAUAGUGAAUGCAACCAGUUUGAAGCUAGAGGCAACAGUUAGCCUUCCGUCCCGAGUUCCUUACGGGUUUCAUGGCACAUUUAUCAGUGCUAAUGAUUUGAAAAAGCAGGCGUAGUCGUCGAGAUUCCGGCGAUUGAAGAGAAGAGAUUUACCAGAGGGAUGUUUGCAGAUAUGUCCCCGGGUCUACUUCUCUAUUACAGUAUUAUUUAUGAUCCUGUUUUUAGUGUUAAGUGUUAGAGUGAGAGGUUUUGGGAGACCAGUUUGUAGCUUUUGGGUAUAGCUAGAUUUGAGCUCAGCUGGUUUCUACAUAUUUUUUCACUCUUGAUGUGCAUAUUUUAUACACACCUUCAAUACUCUGUUUUCCUCUGUAAAUUCUGUGAUUUUAUGAAAUGCAUACCACUUUUUGUCUUUGCAUUA
This is a messenger RNA of Mercurialis annua (annual mercury), 2165 nucleotides long. RefSeq names its product 9-cis-epoxycarotenoid dioxygenase NCED3, chloroplastic-like. Gene Ontology annotation, cellular component: chloroplast stroma. Gene Ontology annotation, molecular function: carotenoid dioxygenase activity. The record is from RefSeq and is a predicted model, not a curated record. NCBI's taxonomy places the organism in Eukaryota, Viridiplantae, Streptophyta, Magnoliopsida, Malpighiales, Euphorbiaceae. Gene Ontology annotation, biological process: carotene catabolic process. The transcript has a single exon. Bases 109 to 1863 code for a protein of 584 amino acids.